Uranotaenia lowii is the source of this 8428-nucleotide messenger RNA. It is a transcript of the gene Jarid2, whose product is annotated as microtubule-associated protein futsch. Gene Ontology annotation, molecular function: DNA binding; histone demethylase activity. The record is from RefSeq and is a predicted model, not a curated record. Gene Ontology annotation, cellular component: nucleus. The transcript is spliced from 4 exons. Lineage: Eukaryota; Metazoa; Arthropoda; Insecta; Diptera; Culicidae. Gene Ontology annotation, biological process: chromatin remodeling. Bases 273 to 7007 code for a protein of 2244 amino acids.
GGAAUCGUCUGCAAAUAAAAAAUCCCUCAACGCGAAGCAGAAGUUGAAAAUUUGCCAACGUCUGUAAAAGUGCAUAGUUUUUCCUGUAAAGAGUGCAAUUCUGGUCCUAAAAAUACUUGCAAAAUGUUGCCGUACCUUUGGGCAAUCGAUUGACGAUAAGACUUGUCCGAUCACUCGUGGAUUUUCAGAGAAAACGUCGAAAUAAAAGUGUACCGACAUACAGUGAGAAAUUCUUAAUUUUUUUCGCCCACCGUGGAGGAGAAAAAAUCAAAAUGGUUGUAUCAAAGGAUGGCAAACGUCGCAGGAAAGUUGGGUCGGCAGUGACAGCUUCGGGGACGGCCAAUGCAACUUCUAGUAACAGUAACACACGUACCGGGACAGCAUCCGGUGCUGGCAACGCUGGACAAGCCCCAGCUGGAUCUGCGGAACAAAUUUCGGCUUCUGCUGCUGCUUCCAGAGAAACUCCCGAUAGCGAACUUUCGCCCGAGAUUCCUAAAAGACCAAAAGUCCAAGCGCAACGUAAAUUUGCGCAAGGCCAAGGUUCGGCGUCUACAUCUGCAUAUCUAACGUUCGCGACUAAUCCUCCAACAAACCCCCCGAAAGAUGGACAAGCUCGACCGAGUGGUACAGAUACAGGUCCCAUUCCAGAGCUUUUACCAAACAUGCGACCGAACACAGAAGAUUUUCUAACAUUUCUCUGCUUUCGUGGUACGCAAGUUCUUCCACCAAGUCUAGACUUUUUCAAUACAGCUCAGCAAGCAUCUGGACCAUCUAGUAACCGAGGAACCGUUUCCUCUACAUCUGUCACCAAUCCUAAAGCUCACACCGGCAAUGAAAAAUCUACUCCAGCAACUGAACAAUUGAAAGAUACGAUGGAAAAGAAGAAAGAUUCAACUGAUUCGACGGUUCCGAAAAAGAACGAACCAGAAGUAAAGAAACCUGAAACUGCAACUAUCGAUAAACCAGCUUUUAUGCCGUUUGCGGUAAGGAAAAGGGCCGAACAACACCCUGAGAAUCGCCGGGUUCAAACGGUUCAAGCUUUGAGGAAGAAGUACCACGAACAGCGUAUGGCCAAACUAAGAGUUACGGCUUACAAUAAACAAACUCGAACAGGAAACAGUAGAGGCAGAACCGGUUCGGAGGACGAAGAAGAAGGUGAAGAUGAAGGUGAAAAUGAAAGACAAACAGCGAAACAACCCAUAAAAGAAAACAAAAACUUAAAACCAAGUACCGCAAAGAAAAAGCAGCCAGAGAAGAACACUGGAAAGAAAGUCGUUAAAAAUACUAAAAAGUCUGCUUCUAAAGAAUUAGUAGGUGCUAAGAUUGGUUUGACUAAAGACAACACAGAAACGAAAAAUGUUAACGACAAUGAAGAGGAGAAAAUAGUAGCUUCCAAACCUAAUGCUGUAGAAACGCCUGCCAAAUCGAAACCCAAAGGAUCUAAGAAGAAAUCUGUUGAACCCAUAGAGGAAACAGAAAAACGGACAACUAGAUUAUCCGCUUUAAAAAGUCCAAUUGCUCGAACAAUAUCCCCUUCAAAAUCUGCAACCCCUCCACCAGUACCGAAAUCCAAAACAGAAGCCAUAGCCAUUCCAGCACCAGAUCAAGAUUUUUCAUCAGACGACGAUGAACCUCUUUUGAAAAGAGCAGCCCGGAAAAGAGCCGCAGCCAAGACAACGAAUGCUAAGAAAGGACGCAAAUCUGAACCUAUUCCAGAGAAAACGCCGGUGGAAACACCUGAAAAGAAACCACGGAGAUCUGAGUCAGUCAGUCGGAAAUCGGAUGUGAGUUCAAAGAAAUCAGAAGUCCCUGUGCCGCCGGAAAACUCCGUUACCUCUCAGAAGAGAACUCCUCGUAGCAGAAAGCGGUACAGUUUUCCACCAACUGAAUUACCUUCUGUACCCGACAUUGAUGUUCAAGUUCAAGUAACCGAUGCCACCACUACAGUGCCCAUGGUCGACAGAAUUGAUUCAACAGCUGUUAAUGACACUAUGGUUGAACAAUUUACUAAAACAUCACCCAAAAAGGCUAGUGGGGGAAGGAAAAAGAAAGUUGAACCUGAUGUUUCUCCACAAGUUGGAGAGAAAAAGCCGAGGAAGACACCAGAAAUAAUUACACAGUCCGCACCGGAAAUAAAUUCUAGACCAAGCCGGAAGACUAAAGAAGCCGCUACACUCUACAUGGAACUGAUAGGUAGAAAAUUAAACCAUGAUGAUAAAACUGAUGAUGAUGCUUCGUCGUUGGAUAGCUUAGAAUUGCCAAAUGUAAGAAAGUUAGAACAGAUGGAAAAUGAAUUGAAAGCCAAUGUCGAAAAGAAAGAAUCAAAUGGUGGACCUGCUAAAAAUAAUCCUCGCAAAAAGAAAGAGACCGUUAAAUCAACGGCGAAAGCGAAUCAGCCAAAGGAAGCUGAAAGUAAAGAACAAAAAGUUGUUGAGAAAAGUUUCAGUGAUUCUGAUGAAGAGCCUUUGGCAAGUAAAUUCCAACGAAAGAAGCAACAAAUACGUCAAAAGCAGAAAGAAAAAGCUAAGAAAGCGUCUCCAAAAAAGAAAAGCCCUACAAAAACAUCUCCUGCUAAGGAUACUGUUGAAAAAUUAUCAACAACUAACACGCUUGUACAAGAGAUCUCAGUUGAAAGUAAAUCUCCCAAACCAAAUGCGGAAGAACGAAUCGCUUCUCCACUCCCGCCACCCAAACCACCAUCACCAGUGAAAACGCCCACUAAGCAAACGCCGCCUCUGAAGACUUCGAGUCCCAAGGUUUCAACCCCUCAAAUCUUAAGUCUUCCCGUACAAAUAUCGAGCCCCGAAAUUCUGAGAUCCCCUGGCGCCGGUACUGAUGACCUGAAUUCUACUAAAGUGAAUAAAUCACACGACAAUACAUUCCAAUCGGCUACAGCAGCAGAUUUAAGUAUAUCUCCAAUAAAACCUAUUACAUCACAACAAGCACCGCAACAACCGUUUAUCCGAUCGGUGAAACCAAUACCAACAACAACACCAACAGAUGUACCAAUUGAAAAACCUGCACCUAAUGCUGGUCAACCGGAAAUUCCCUUCAAUAGGAACGUUAAAAAUGAUGUAAAUCUGGAUGAAUCUGAUUUCCUUAAAGGGUUUGAACAAAGUUCACCUACAUCACCAGUUGCACCUAAAACAAACUCUCUUCUCGGAAAUCUGCUGCCAAGCAAAGAGGAAUCUGAAAAGAUAUUUGGAAUUGCAAGUGUCAGUCUAGCUCAAAGUUCUGGUCCACUAGACACGAAAUGUACGCUCGGCAAAUGUGGGUCAGUGCAUAAACCUCCACUAGGCCCUCCAGUGCUAACAGAAUCCCUGUUGGGAGGACAUCUUUCUCCGAGGGAUAGAAGGAAAACCAAAGUCAACAUGACACAUGAACAGAUACAAAAAUGGAUUGAUGAAACAUCUUGGUCUCCCAUUCCGGAUGACAUUGAAGGAGAUUUGAAAGUCUUGGAACAACCUAAAACACCGGUUCCGACACCGCCAUCCGUUGCUUGGGAAAGGCUACUUGAAUCGAACAAACCAGAACCAAUUCCAGCGGAACAGAAACCACCUACACCGGUUCAACAAGCCAAGAAAGAGGAAGAAUCAAAACCACCAACGCCGCAACCCAGUGGAAGUGGUUCGAGAGGGCCAACACUCAAAGCUAAACCCGUUACUGUGAAACCAGAGAAAGAAAUAGUAAGUGAAGUUGUUACUACUCCUGAAGAAACCGCUAAACCAAUCGAACCCAAAACUUCUAUCACAAAAGAGGAUAUAAAAGAGGUAGAGGAACCAGUUAAAAAGCAGCAACCAAAAAUCAGAACUCCAUCGCCAACUAAGAAGGAAGCGAAAAAAGAGACUAGGGCUAAAGUGGCAGAACAACUUGCCUCAAGUACAACGGUGGCCAUUACUGUUUCCACAACAACGACUGUGCCCACUGCAACGGCAACAGCUACGACGCCUAACGCUGAAAGGAAACCAAUUUACAAACAGGGCCGAACUCCUGUUUAUAAACAGGAAGCCUUAAAAACCUCCAAAACUACGUCAAGUGCCUCAGCUGCCAAUAAAUUUGGGGCAUUUUCACCGGACAAUGAACCAAGUGUGUAUUCUUUCGACAAUGAAGAUACAUUUGUGCCAUUGGCCACUCCGUUCCGGAGGCAAAGCAGAAGGGAAUCAUGCAAUUCAUCUGCUCGAGAUGAAAUUCAAGCCCCUCCCGUGCCAUCUACAUCUGCUGGUAGAGGAAAAUCGUCGGAAGAAAAAACAAACACAUUUCAAAAACCCGGUUCGGUGAAUUCUCCAAGUAAAACUGGUGUGCAGCCUGCUGUAAGCGUCACGUUGAGUCCAGAUGAUAACGCCAAAUCGACUGCCAUCUCUGUAAUGCCUUCGGAUGAAAAACCUUGUAAAAUUGAAGAAAGCGUCAAAGAAGAGGAAAAGAAAACCAGUGCAGACGAUUCUGAUGAUGAAGGCCAUACGUUUUACAUUCCUUUACAAGGACCAAACUCGGCGGCUGUAGGAAGUAAAUCUGACCAGGUCAUUCAAGGAGUUGCUGUUAAACUAGGCACGGAAGGACCCGAGGGUCCAAAUCAACGUGUUAUAAUGCAUGCUAAACUAGUUACGCGAGCACAAAUGGGAUCAAAUACAACACCAAUUCCGGAAUCCAUGAAUGUACAAGAGUUGGUCAAAAGUCUGAUGGCUGCGGGGCCAGGAAUGAGCAAAGACGGUUUCUCGAAAAUGGUUCCGGUUGGAACCGUGCAGCCUCGAUUUAAAACGAACGACUCUCCGAAACCGAAUGACAAGCCAUCUACUCCUGCAGUGGCAACAACUUCAACGGCACCUACUGUUGCGCCUCCUCCACCUACACCACCUCCACCAGUUCCACAAGAGGAGCCCCGAAGUAACACUGGCCUUUCACGGAUCAACUCAAACUCAUCGCUCAAUUCAUCACAGCGAUCGAAAAACAACAAAGUCAAAGCGAAGCUUGAAGCUCAACAAAUUCAACCGAGCAACAAUACAGCCUUUCCCCGCAGGGAUGAUCCAGCCCAAAUGGUCGAAGCUCCCGUAUUCAAACCUACCGACAAAGAGUUUCAUGACCCAAUUGAAUACAUUGAAAGAAUUACUCCGGUGGCAGCUCGUUUCGGUAUCUGCCGGAUAAUUCCACCAGCGAGCUUCAAACCCGAAUGUCGCAUUUCCGAUGAUAUGCGAUUCAUGGCGUAUAACCAGUAUGUGCACAAGAUGCUCCAUCGCUGGGGACCAAGUGCAAAGGAGUAUGCCGCUAUAAAGAAAUAUCUAGCCACACAAAGCAUCAACCUACAAAAUCCUCCCCUGAUAGGGGGAAUGGAGGUAGAUCUACCUCGGUUGUAUCACACUGUACAAGAACUGGGAGGCCUCAAGGAGGUUAUCGAAAAAAAGAAAUGGGCGCGUGUUUCGGAGGACAUGUGCAUUCCCAAAGCAGCACAUGAUCGUGUUUCGAAAUUAGACGACAUUUACUGUAAAUACUUACUUCCGUACGACACACUCUCUCCUGCUGAGCGUCAGAAACUGUUCGAUGAGGUCGAAGCUGAUUGGGCCAAACGGGAAGCUAAAGCUCGGCGUAAUGCAGACAAAUGCGUAAAUUCCGAAAUCCGAAACAGUGGCGAUUCUGACGAUGAAGAAGAAGAAUCCAAUGAAGAAGAGGAGGACGAUGAGUUUUCUAUGGAAUGCAUAAUGAAAGGAAGAACAAUGCCUUUGAACCAGUUCUUCCGGAUAGCCCGAAAUACAAUGUCAUUGUGGUUCAAGAAUUCUGAACCCACUGUGGCAGAAAUGGAAAGUGAAUAUUGGCGGCACGUUGCUGUGCGAGAUAGUCAUGUUUGUGUUCAUUCUGGCUCAAUCGAUUCAAGCGCAUAUGGAUUCGGAUUUCCGGCACCUCGAGUCAAAGGUUCCUCGUGUGCCAGACAUCCUUGGAACUUAAAAGUACUGACGAACAAUAGCGGCUCAAUACUACGGUCUCUUGGACCAGUAAUGGGAAUUACCAUACCUACUUUACAUGUGGGUAUGCUUUUCAGUGCAUGUUGCUGGUAUCGCGACCCCCAUGGUCUUCCAUGGAUCGAAUAUCUACAUACGGGAGCUAACAAAAUUUGGUAUGGUAUCCCGGAUGAUCAGAAUUCCAAUUUCCGAUCAGCGUUGACAUCGCUAGUGCCGACACACUGUCAAAACAAAACUAUCUGGCUCCCUUGCGAUACGGCCAUGGUUCCACCCCAUAUGCUUACGGAUCGAAAUGUCUCACUGUGUCGCACCGAACAACAGCCAGGGCAAUUUGUGAUCGUGUUUCCGAGAGCCUAUACUUCUAGUCUUUGCACUGGGUACGCCGUUUCGGAAAGCGUUUAUUUUGCCUCCAGCUCAUGGUUGGAUACAGCAAAGGACGAUUUUAAGGACAUUCAAGAAAGCUGUGAACCAACAAUGUUUUCAGUGGAACAGCUUGUGUUUGCCAUUGCCAAUGAUCAGCGAAGUAAUCACGACACGGUGAUUCAAGUUUUCCCAAUGAUAAGUGAUAUAUACGAGAAAGAAAAACAGCAACGCCGUAUCUUACAGGACAAUGGCGUAAAUAAAUCGGAGAAAAUUGAAACCAAACGGAAAACAGCUUCAUUAGAAGAGUUUGAGUGCGACAUUUGUCGCGCUAAUUUGUACCUUUCUUUGGUGCGGGUCAAAAUUAUUUCCGAUGACGACGAUGCCGUUGAUGAAGAGGAGCGAAUCUACUGCCUCAAGCAUGCGAUCAAGUUUGUCACCGAAAGUCGCCUGCCAGCAAAGUUUUGUAAGCUCGCUUACACUUACUCCUUGGAUGAUAUUGAGGAACUUUUGCGAAAGCUUCAGGACCGUAUAGCGCACAAAAAGGUUCCCAAGAGCGGCGGCGGGGGAGGCAGCAGUACUGGAGGUGGCCGGGGUAAGUCUUCUUUACAUCUUGCGUCCACUUCGUCACAGUCUUCUUCGUCAUAUCAAGCACCUAGUCACAGCAAGUACGCCGGAAUGGCCACUAUGCUGAAAUAAAUAAGUAUUGUACAGAAGAAUACCAUCAACAUUGCGGUCUAAGAGGCCGUAAUCAUUCAAUACGUUCGUCUAAAUGUGUGUGCGUGUCUGAUUGUGGAUUUAAAAUUAAUUUUUCAUUUCCAAUUUCCCGUUCUGCACAUCUGUAUACAUCGUAGUAAGAGUAAUUUAUCAGCAGAGAUUUCUGCGGGAGAGUUGCUCUCUACAGCAGCAUUUCAACAAGACGCUAUUCUAGUGAAGGGUGAUUUUUGAAAUCGUCAUGUGAAAAUAAUUUAAGCUAUAUUUCUUGUAGAAUUAUGAUAGUUUGUAGUUGCAAUUUCAUACUGUGGAGUAAACUACGGGCUAACCCGUAUUAUAGUCCAAUGAAAUCUGGAUUAAGUUAUUGGUUAUCUAUCCAAAAACGAAACAUAUAGGUUCACCGGCGGGACGACAUUUGUUAUUGAUUAUCACGAACAGCUUCAAAAUCCGUAUAUGUAUGUGGUAAAAAUGAACGGACAAAAUUAACUCUAACUUUUUGUCCAACAAUUUAUGUAGCUACUUUAAUAAAAUAAAAGUAGCAGACAGCAGAACGCAGUAUUAAAAUUUGUAUCACAGUUUAGAUUUCCUUUUUUCGAAAUAAUUUAUCAUACUACCUAUCAUGUCGAUACGGUGCCUGCAUUUUUUAAAUUAUUUAUGCUUGAAAUAAAUAGCAAUCUUAAAAAUGUGAACGAAAUAUUUCAAAAAUUUAGCGAAAAGAUUUAGAGGCAUCUAUUUUUCGAUUGUAAAUAUGAGAAUAUUAUAAGUAAAUGUCACAUAUAUUUCCACACCCUGUUAAGCAACUAUGUAUAUUCAGUGAUUUUCAUUAGAAUUUGACAUAAAACUUGGUUAUUACUGUUAAUGUAGAAAGUUUGCGAUUGUAUGUCAGUAGCUUCGGCGUUAGGAUUCCCACAAUCGGUACGUAUUGCAAUAGAAUGUGCAAUGCGAUGGUAUAGGUGGUUCAAGAGACAAAAUUUAAUCAACCCGGCUCAAAUUCACUAAUUUGAUAUUUCUUAAUUUCGGCGCAAGUCGUCCAAUUUUUAACCGGGUAGCUUUGUAAAAUAAAAUAUAAAGAUAUAAAUAGGAAAGUGAAAAAAACGAAAACAAUUACCUAUCUCACACUAUUCGUACACAUACCAGGAUUGUGUUUUGCGUGUACUAAGGGGAAAAAUGAUUGGUACACAAUCAAGAAUGAUCUGCGACUUACUACGGGGAACAUACAGAACUAAAAUAAUAUUGAUAAUAUCAAACAGGAAAGGGUUCCAUAUGAGAUGCAUUAAAGGUGUAGUGGAUCCAAUUUCUCGCAGAUUAUAUAUAGAGAGAUGAUAAUAUAUCGACAGAUUUAAAAUAUGACUAAGUGAAAGUUUCAUAUAGCGGGAAUUAAACAAUAAAAUAACUAUUGUAGAACA